AUGGCCUCUGCCCCAGACAACCGCCUCGAGCUGGUCGAGACGGGCCGAACAGUUCCUGUCCCUCUUGACUACGAGCCGAGUCGAAAUACACCAUCAGCAUCGGGCUCCAGGCAGUCGGCCGACGUAGAGAAGAGGGCGGCAGCAUGGCUUUGCGUUGCAGGAAGCUUUUUGUUCUUGAUGCCGUCUUUUGGCAUGAUGCAAUCUGUGGGCGUCAUUCAAGCCUACUUGCAGUUGAACGUGCUUAGAGACUACUCUGCUCGUGAUGUCGGCUGGAUCACCGGCAUGUAUACCUUUCUCUCCCUCUUCCUCGGCAUCCAGGUUGGGCCGUUAAUGGACCGCUAUGGUUCCCGCCGCCUUGCCCCUGUUGCUGUCGUCCUCACGAUACCGACAUUCUUCCUGCUAGGUGGAUGUACCGAGUACUGGCACUUUAUGCUCUGCCUUGGUCUCCUCGGUGGCCUUGGCUCCGCCGUCGCCUCGACAGUCGCCAUUGCCGUCGUGGGUAAGCUCUUUGUCCGAUAUCGCGGCCUCGCCAUGGGCCUAGCCCUCACUGGCUCAUCUGUGGGCGCCGUGAUCUUUCCCUUGAUGCUGCGUUCCGUGCUUCCAAGCUGGGGCUGGCAAUGGUCCAUGCGAGGCCUCGGGUUCGUCAUCACAGGCAUGAUGGUGCCCGGCGUUGGGUGCCUAUACCCCUUCCCUAGUCUUAUGGGUUCCAUGGAUGCCGGUGUGCUGGCCGCCAACACGGGUUCUACCGCCACUCCUGCGCAGCCCAAACGGAACGCUGCCCUCAACUUCACGGCCUUCAACUCUCCUCCGUUCUCCUUCGUCACAGGAGCCUUCUUCAUGCUCGAAUUCGUCAUCUUCGGCGUCACUGGUAUCCUUCCCACGCUCGUGACCUGGGCCGGCUUCCCUGCUGAAACGGGUUACAAUCUCAUCGCCAUUAUGAACGGCUUCUCGUUCGUGGGCCGUCUUCUCCCCGGCGCAGUCGGCGACCGCCUUGGCCACCUCAACGUACUCCUCGUCAUGAUCGUCUUCACCUUUGUCACUACAGGCGUGACGCUUCUACCAUUUGGGGCCCGCCAUAUCGAAGCCCUCUACGCCUUUUCCGCCUGCUGGGGCCUCGGAUCAGGAUCCUUCCUAUCACUUGUGCCAGUGUGCAUGGGCAAGACGUGUGAGCCUAAGGACUAUGGGCGCUUCUACGGCACGAUGAACUUUGUCGUGAGCUUCGCCGUGCUGAUCACCGUGCCUAUCGGAGGCCAGCUUCUCGAGUCGAUGGGCUCCUCGCCGCUGGCCGGGUUGUACAUGGCCAUCGUCACCCUUGGCGGUGCUGGUCUUUUUGCCGCUCGAGCUCUUCUCGUUGGUUCCUGGUUCGAUAUACGGGCGAAGAUUUGA
Molecule: messenger RNA, 1386 nt
Organism: Verticillium nonalfalfae
Lineage: Eukaryota; Fungi; Ascomycota; Sordariomycetes; Glomerellales; Plectosphaerellaceae
Exons: 3
Coding region: 1-1386 (461 amino acids)
Biological process (GO): transmembrane transport
Cellular component (GO): fungal-type vacuole membrane
Molecular function (GO): transmembrane transporter activity
Source: RefSeq, a predicted model, not a curated record